Messenger RNA from Nicotiana attenuata, 2107 nucleotides. RefSeq names its product probable protein phosphatase 2C 38. NCBI's taxonomy places the organism in Eukaryota, Viridiplantae, Streptophyta, Magnoliopsida, Solanales, Solanaceae. Gene Ontology annotation, molecular function: protein serine/threonine phosphatase activity; cation binding. Bases 508 to 1680 code for a protein of 390 amino acids. Gene Ontology annotation, biological process: protein dephosphorylation. The transcript has 6 exons. The record is from RefSeq and is a predicted model, not a curated record.
CCCAUUUUUUCUCCUCAACACCCCCACCCCCUCCCUCUCUCUGUCUAUCACCCUUUUCCCCAUUGUAAAGAAACAAUUUUUCUCUUUCGUCGCAAGAGAAAAUCCAUUCUUUUUAUUUUAAUAAUCAAAAUCUAAUAAAGGGGUCUUGGUCUUCCAUUGCCACCUCAAUUGGGCAUCUCUGGUACAAAGAUUGUUCUUGUUUAUGUAGGUAUGCAGAUUAAUUGUGCUUGCAUAGGCUUUGGGUAUAUCAUUUAUUUAGGUAGCUAAUGCUUUCUUGGUAUGCGGAUUAAUGGUAUGCAUUUCUUGGAACUUUUCACAAGAUUUACAACAUAGGUAUUUGAUUGCUGUAUCAUUUGGGUUGUUGCAUUGCUUGAUAUAUACGCAAAGUCUGGAACUUUUGGCAAGCUUUAUAAAACUGGGGUUAGGAUUUUGUAGUAAUCUUGGUUUGGCAAGUACUCAAUUGCUCGAUCAUUUGGGUGAGUCAUAAUAACAGUAACAUGCAAAGAGAUGGUGACAACUACAUGGAAAAAGUUUGUUUACCCUUGUUGGAAGCCUUCUAUAGAUAAUGAAGGUGAAAAUAGCAAUAGUAGAGGAGGAGACCGAGACCCGGACGGCAGUGUUGAUGGAUUGUGGUGGUAUAAAGAUUCGGGGCACCAUGUUAAUGGGGAGUUCUCGAUGGCUGUAAUUCAAGCGAAUAAUACACUGGAGGAUCACAGUCAGCUUGAAUCGGGGCCGAUGAGUUCGGUCAACACAGGUCUCCAGGGCACCUUUGUGGGAAUAUAUGAUGGCCAUGCAGGUGCAGAAGCUGCCCGGUUUAUAAAUGACCGCCUGUUCAAGAACGUUAAGACUAUAUGUGAUGCAGAAUUCACCUCAGAGGAUCAAGUUAUGUCAGCCGAUGUUAUAAGCAAGGCAUAUUUGGAAACAGAAGAGGAGUUCCUUUCUCUAGUGAGAAAGCAAUGGCAAACUAAACCCCAUAUUGCUUCUGCGGGAUCAUGCUGUUUAGUGGGUAUUAUAUGCAGUGGGACAUUAUACAUCGCAAAUGCUGGAGAUUCUCGUGCGGUGUUAGGGAAACGGGAGAGGGCUAUGAAAGAGGUCAAAGCAAUUCAAUUGUCUUCUGAACACAAUGCGAGUUUGGCAUCUGUCCGUGAGGAACUGCGUUCACUGCAUCCUGAUGAUCCGCAUGUAGUAGUUUUAAAGCACAAGGUUUGGCGCGUUAAGGGAAUUAUACAGGUGUCAAGAUCAAUUGGUGAUGCAUAUUUGAAGAGAGCAGAGUUUAACAGAGAGCCUUUGCUCCCUAAAUUUCGAUUUCCUGGAUCCUUCCGGAAGCCCAUUCUCCUAGCUGAGCCAUCAAUAUUUGUACAGAAGCUCCUUCCAGAAGAUCAGUUUCUCAUAUUUGCUUCUGACGGCUUAUGGGAGCAUCUAAGCAAUCAAGAGGCCGUGGACAUUGUCAGUAGUUGUGAGCACCAUGGAAUUGCUAGAAAACUCGUAAAAGCUGCUCUUCAGGAAGCAGCAAAGAAAAGAGAAAUGAGAUACGCGGACCUGAAAAGGAUAGAUAGAGGAGUGAGGCGACAUUUUCAUGACGAUAUCACGGUCAUAGUUUUGUUUCUAGAUUCUCAUUUGAUUAGUCGCAGUUCCUUCCGUGCGCCAGUGGUUUCUAUAAAAGCAAGUGUUGGUCCUUGAAAUGCCAAUACCUUGAAUAAGCUCCUAUAACCUACGUCUAAUCCCUCGAGUUUAUUAUGAAAAGUUCUCUUAAAAUAGAAAGAGACAGAAAAAGCAAAAGUAUGUAUAGCUUUGCUCCUUUGGCUAUCAGACCUCAGUAUAUAAAUGAUAAGUUGAUGAUUAUGCCAGUAAGAUGCUUGAGAAGAUUCUCUCAAAAACCUCUCCUGAUUGGCAUAUGAAACUUGGUAAGUUAGGGCGAGACGGUGAGGCUGAAAACAUAUGGCUGUCAUUCAGUUUUUCAAGAGAUGUUAAAUACUACAAAAUUUGAGUGCUCACAAUUUCUUUUCUUGAAUUCAAUUGUUUAUGUCAAUGUCCAGAUCUGUUCCAAACUUAUUUGUGAUUCUUUUUAGAUGUUUGGAGUAAUUUGACUCAACAAAUUUUACCUUAA